GACACUGUGUCUUCACUUGUCAUAUUGCAUCAUCAUCGUAGUAGUCGUCCGCUUCUUCUUCUUCAAUCUUUGGAAUGUAGAUGCAGAGAUGCUAACAUUCUCUGCAACAUCAUCAACUUGAGCUUCCUUACUCUCUCAUCGACACAAACACUUGCAAGCUCUUUUCCAAAAGCACCUUCAACAAUACCACCUAUUUCAACAUCACAUUCAGUUUCUCCAUUGCUGCACUAAUAGGAAUGAGGGUUUUAAGAAGCCUUGAGGUCUUGAAACUGGGAGUUGUCAACUACUUGGAUGCCUUGAAACUGCAAGAAAAGCUGGUCUUGGAUAGAAAAUCUCAUAGGAUAUGUGAUACUCUUCUGUCUUUGCAACAUCCACCUACAUACACUGUUGGCAAGAGACGAACUGUUCAUAAUUUAUUAAUCCCACAGUCGGAAUUGGAACAAAUUGGAGCUGAACUUCACUACACACAACGGGGAGGAGACAUUACAUUUCAUGGUCCACACCAAGCCAUUUUAUAUCCUAUCAUAUCACUUCGCGACAUGGGAAUCGGUGCUCGAAGUUAUGUGGAAAAAAUGGAGCUAACUAUGAUUGAAAUGGCAGCUCAAUAUGGUGUGAAGGCUUGUCCUGGACUAGCUGGUGAGACAGGUGUGUGGGUUGGAGAAAGGAAGAUAGGUGCCAUUGGUGUUCGGAUAUCAAAUGGAAUCACUUCUCAUGGUUUGGCAUUCAACAUUGACCCUGAUUUAAGCUACUUUAGGCACAUUGUUCCCUGUGGAAUUGCUGAUAAAGAAGUUACAUCACUGAGAAGGGAGACAGAUUCUGUUCUUCCACCUGAAGAAAUAAUACAGGAGCAGUUAGUUUCUUGUUUUGCAAGAAUAUUUGGUUAUGAUAACCUUAUCUGGAAAGAGGAUGCUUCAGUAGUUACUGAUGGAACUGAAUGAGAUGAAAGUAUUUUAGCAAACAGAUAGUUGUAUAACUUCUAUGUUUGCUUUUAUUCUUUCUUAUGCAAAGAUGGCACUGAAUACAAUUCCACACAUAAUAUAAAUGUAUCUUCCAUUAACAUUGUGUUUUGGGAAAUAACUCCAUUAUUGAUUUCUAUGGAAAU
Messenger RNA from Arachis ipaensis, 1102 nucleotides. RefSeq names its product octanoyltransferase LIP2, mitochondrial. NCBI's taxonomy places the organism in Eukaryota, Viridiplantae, Streptophyta, Magnoliopsida, Fabales, Fabaceae. Gene Ontology annotation, molecular function: lipoyl(octanoyl) transferase activity. Gene Ontology annotation, biological process: protein lipoylation. The record is from RefSeq and is a predicted model, not a curated record.